UGCUCGAUUCAAAUCGAGGCCAAGUUUGAAAACAGGGUGAAAGAGAAACUGGCGAAGGCCAGCGAGGAAAGGGACAGUGAGAAAUUAUCUAAAAAUCCAGGAAGAUGGAUGCAAACGAGCCCCUCGUUGAGAUAGCUGUCGAUGAUAUGACACAGGUUCCAGCCAUGAGAUACAAAGAUUUUGCUGCCUUUUUUAACCCAUUUAUCAGCCAUACCGUCAAAUUUCUUAACAGAUUUGCUUGUGUCUGUGAAGAGAAACUAGCAGAUCUCUCUCUGCGCAUUCAGGGACUUGAAAUAACAAUUAGCCUUCUGGAAACAAAGCUUUCUUCAAUCCCUGGUCUGGAAGAUGUGACUGUUAAUACUCCAGAGCCCAGUCAACCCCCUACAGUCAACCAACAAGUGCCAAGUGUAGCACCUCAGUUAAAUCAAUCACAACCUCCAGAAAGCACUGAACAAGCAACCACCAAAGAAGAAUCUGAACCUGAAAAGACGCCAACAAAAACAGUAGCCGAUGAUCCAAGAUAUGGAAAAUAUUUUAAAAUGCUUAAAGUUGGGGUUCCGGUUGCUGCAAUAAGAGGCAAAGUACUCGCCGAAGGCCUGGACCCAGACUUGUUAGAAAACCCGGACGCACCAAUGCCAGGCGGAGGUGCCAACGCAGAGGAUGAUGAUGAUGAUCGAUCAAUAGAUGAGGGUUCUUCCGCAUCAUCAUUUAGUGACGAUGAAUGAGGUGUUUGAAUUUGAUUGAUUGAUUAGCAUUUGAUCAGCAAGUUUUGAUCAACCGUGAUUGAAUCAUGAUCCCAUCUGGCUCGAAAGUGAAAUUUAGAAUAACCUAUUGUAAUUAAUGAGAUCCAGCAUGAUGAGGUUAAUCGAGGAACCUGUCUGUAAAAUAGUAUCACCAAGAGGAGAAAAUAACGUAAAAUGAAUUUUGAAAUUUAAUACCUUUCGUAUCCUUGCAUAGAAAUUAUAAAACGUAUAAAGAUUUGUUUAGAAAGAUUUGUUUAGUGUCUAA
Molecule: messenger RNA, 1008 nt
Organism: Rhopilema esculentum
Lineage: Eukaryota; Metazoa; Cnidaria; Scyphozoa; Rhizostomeae; Rhizostomatidae
Source: RefSeq, a predicted model, not a curated record